Messenger RNA from Vitis riparia (riverbank grape), 681 nucleotides. RefSeq names its product classical arabinogalactan protein 9-like. The transcript is spliced from 2 exons. The record is from RefSeq and is a predicted model, not a curated record. NCBI's taxonomy places the organism in Eukaryota, Viridiplantae, Streptophyta, Magnoliopsida, Vitales, Vitaceae. Bases 1 to 681 code for a protein of 226 amino acids.
AUGGCCUCCCUCGUCCACUUUGAGGAGAAGGUCCAUAGGAAGAAGCUUCAGAGGGCGAACACCAUUCCAUUGCUAUUCCCAAGGUUGCUUUGCCAGAUCCUGGAGCAUAUGGGUUUUCCUACUGAGCCUCAGCACGAGCGUCGCCGCAUUUGUCGAGAGCGAUUCACUCUUGACAAAUGGAAUCAGUUGGCGGGCUAUUUUGCAUUUCCAGGAGCCCAUCCCAUGGUAGCACCUCCAGAGCCUCCACAAACGGAGCAAACAAAGUCUACUCUAGUAUCUAUAAAGCAGGGCGAGCUUCCGACAAAGACUAUACCACCUGCCCCUGCAUCACCUACUUCAGCACCACCAGUGCCCAUGCCUGAGGCUGUUUCUGCUGCUCCCCCUAUGACUCCUACUGUUCCACCUGUUGCUCCUACUACAUCCGAGCCUUCCAUCACCAUCUCUGCUUCGGAGUUUCGCGGCCUUCCUAACCUUUCUGCAUUAUCAGAGCCUUUAGCUCCAGUUGAGGAUACUAUUCCAACUGAGGACACUACCACAGCAGAGGUCCAGAUGUUGCCACCUCAGGAGGCCACCACAGAUGCCAUUGCUUCAGUUGAUCCUCAGGAUGAGCCUCAGACAGUUGACACAAUCACAACUACACCUGAGGAUGCAUCAUCUCCACCUGAGGCUCCCACUAUUUGA